AUGCUGGUGUUCUUCGAUGUCCAUGGCAUUAUAUCUCCAGUCUUCACUCCCAUUGACCACGAUGGAAACGUUAAUUUGACCAUCAUUCCUGGAUACGCUGCUUAUCUAAACGAACACAACGUUGAUGGUAUACUUGUUGGUGGUACGACAGGAGAACUCGCAUCACUAAACCUAGAUGAGAGGAAGGAACUCCUUGGAGGUUGGAUCAAGGAAACCAAGCCAUUGGGGUUGAAAGUCAUCGCCCAGGUCGGGGGAAUGCCCCUGCCUGAUGUGAUAGCUAUGGCAAAAUACGCUUCGGAAGUAAAUGCCGACGCUAUCAUGACUCUCCCAGAGCUCUACUUCAAGCCGAAGACCCCGACACAGCUAGUAGACUACCUAGAAGUUGUUUCACAGGCUGCACCAUCUCUUCCGCUGAUUUAUUACCACUUCCCGAUGAUGAGUGGAGUUGAUUUAAAUAUGGCAGACUUCUUCAACCUUGCUUCAACCAGGAUCCCAAACUUCAAAGGCAUGAAAGCAGAUAUGGGAGUAGCUUUGCAAGUAGCUAAGUUUUUCAAAGAGGAUCAGAGGAUUUUCAUUGCAAACCAUCUACUAGCGCCUUCAGUUUUCCUCGGCCACGAAUCAAGCAUCGCUACGGUGACAAACAUUUUCCCUGACAUUGUCCAUGAUGUGGUGGAGUCCACGAAAGCUGGUGACGUCACCAGAGCCAGGGAGGGCCAGGAGAAACUAAACAGACUUGUGGAUGCCAUUGCUUCUCAAGGAGACUUCGUGCCCAGCAUGAAAGCAGCUAUGGAGCUGGUGACGGGUAUCAAAGUGGGGCCGCCGCGACGACCGCUCGCUCCUAUCGACGACCUGCAUGUCAGACAGUUGGCAGAAAACUUGAAACACCUUGAUUUAGAGAUUCAUAUGUGA
Messenger RNA from Ostrinia nubilalis (European corn borer), 909 nucleotides. RefSeq names its product N-acetylneuraminate lyase-like. Lineage: Eukaryota; Metazoa; Arthropoda; Insecta; Lepidoptera; Crambidae. Gene Ontology annotation, biological process: N-acetylneuraminate catabolic process. The transcript is spliced from 7 exons. The coding region runs from base 1 to 909 and encodes 302 amino acids. Gene Ontology annotation, molecular function: N-acetylneuraminate lyase activity. The record is from RefSeq and is a predicted model, not a curated record.